UAUUUCAUCCAUAUUCCGUUAUUUAUACCAUGUAUAAAAAAUGUUCAAUAUAGUUUUUGUAGAGAAUUGAACGGGGAAUCUUUUAUAAAGAAGUUCGAGUCUUGACAAUGAAAAGUGACAGAAAUCUUGGCGAAAUACUAAGUGACCCAUUUCUUUUGGUACACCUGUUAUUUAUUUAGACCAAUUAGCAUUAAUUUGUACAUUUAUCACAUAGGUCUUAUACCCAAUAUUCAUUCAAGUCCACCCGCAACAAGUUCUCCAGUUCCUCCUGCAGCAUUUCCUAUUUUUCAAUCUCCAUCUUAUUUGACUUCACAAGUAGCGGGAAAACCUACUGAAGACGGAUGUAAUCUUUUCAUUUAUCAUUUACCACAAGAAUACAGUGACACAGAUUUAGCACAAGCAUUUGCGCCUUAUGGACAAAUUGUUUCAGCUAAAGUUUUUAUUGAUAAAUUGACAAACAGAAGUAAAUGUUUCGGAUUUGUUAGUUUUGAUAAUGUUGUAUCCGCUCAGAAUGCGAUUACCAACAUGAACGGUCAUCAAAUUGGUUUGAAACGUCUUAAAGUUGAAUUAAAAAAAUUACGUAAUGACAAUAAUACUACUAACCACAACAAUAAUAGCUUAAAGAAAAAUCCACAACAACAACAACAACAACAAACACGCGUAUCACCGUUUUAG
Messenger RNA from Didymodactylos carnosus, 675 nucleotides. The record is from the annotation of a GenBank genome assembly. NCBI's taxonomy places the organism in Eukaryota, Metazoa, Rotifera, Eurotatoria, Philodinida, Philodinidae.